AUGGAAACUACCAACAAAAAAAAAGAUUCUCUAAUAUUUAUUAAUCAUACUGCAUGUGAGGAAAUAUAUAAUAAUUAUGUAGGCCAGAGAAAAUUUGUUAGCGAGCCAAUACAUGGUAGGGCAUUGAAUGAUGAACCAGAUAAGGGGAAAGAACAUGAUCAAAAAGCAAAAAAGCUAGUUUCCUUUCAAAAUGACAAAUCUAAUAAUCCAGUAAAAAUUCAAAUUUUAAAAUCACAAAAAACAGAUAAUGUUAUAAAAAGAAGAAGAACAUAUUUUUAUAAUAAUGAUAAAUACAAUGAAUUAAUGAAUCGAUUUAAACAACAAGAACUUAAGAGAAUAAAAUUAUUUAAUUAUAUUUAUAAAUGGCAAUUUUCAGUAAUCAUAUUAUUUUUUUUAUCUAUAAUUUUUUUUUUAAUUGGUUUAUAUAUCUAUUAUGAAUCUCAAGAGAUUGUAGAAGUAACUAUCGAAUAUGAUUCCGAUAGUAAAUAUAAAAUUUUUGAAAUCCCUAAAGAGAUGAAACAACCAGUUUAUAUAUAUUAUAAAAUAUCAAACUUUUAUUAUAAUUAUAAACAGUUUUUAGCAGAUGAAUCACAUUCUAUUCAUGAUGGUCGAAGGUGUAAACAUAUUAAAACUUUGGAAGAUCUUUACAAAUUUCGAUGUAUAAAUGGAAGGCAAACUCUUCCCGAACUAACAAAAAAUGUAAAUAUAAAAAAUAAAUCAAAAGUUAAACAUGUUAUUGUACAAGAUGAUGACGUUUCAAAUUAUGAUGGAGAAAAAUGUGAUGUAAAUAUAUUAACAGAAGACGAAAAAAAUCAACAAAUAUUUCCAUGUGGUUUAACAUCCGCUUCUAUAUUUAAUGAUAAAAUCAGUUUAUCAAUUAAAAAAAAAAAUUUUGAAAUAAAAAAUUUCCCUAUUAUUAAUUAUUAUGAUUUAUUUUUUUAUUUAAAAAAACAUAAAAAAAAUUCUGAAAGAUAUAAAGUAUGGUUAAAUCCAUUUUCACAUGAAUAUAAAAAUUGGUUUACCCCACCAAUGACAUCAUCUUUUAUUAAACCGUAUGGAAUUAUUGAAGAAGAUUUACAACCUGGUGAUAAUUAUAAAAUAACUUUUACACAAAAUACAUGGCCUGAUAAAGCAUGGAAAUCAAAAAAAUAUUUUCAAUUAACUACAUUAAGACCUAUUGGAAAUGCAGCAUUUGAAUUAGCUUAUGCAUUUUUUAUAUUAUCGUUUAUUUAUAUGAUAAUACUUAUAAUUAUAAUUAUACUAGCUAAAACUAAUUUUUGUAAAUUGGGGAAAUCUUUUAAUUAUUGCAAAACGCUACUUAGUAAUAAAGAAAAUCAAUUACAUCCAAAAUAUCAUAUUGCAUAUUCCAAAAAAAAAAGUAAUUUUGUUACUAGCCAAUCUUUACGCAAUGAUAAAUUAUUAACAACAAUAGACAAUUCUGAACAAUCUAUUAAUUAUCAGAAUAUUCAUAAACAUUCAUGUAUUUGUCCCUUACAUUAA
Plasmodium vinckei vinckei is the source of this 1500-nucleotide messenger RNA. RefSeq names its product LEM3/CDC50 family protein, putative. The record is from RefSeq and is a predicted model, not a curated record. Bases 1 to 1500 code for a protein of 499 amino acids. The transcript has a single exon. Gene Ontology annotation, cellular component: plasma membrane; Golgi apparatus; endoplasmic reticulum. Lineage: Eukaryota; Apicomplexa; Aconoidasida; Haemosporida; Plasmodiidae.